CCUAUAAACUCAGAUCCCAUCUAUAUCUUUUUCUUCCUCUCCUCAAUUUUCUCUUACCUCAUCAACCAUUCUUACUUUUCCAGGCUCCCUCCCUCCCUAAAAACCAUCGAUUCUUCAAAACCCCCUUUUUCUUCAAAAAAUAAUUAAAGAUUGUCAAGAAUCUUUAGUAUAAUGCGAAAGCAGCAUCUUCAAGAAGCUUCGAGGCCACAGCAGCUGCCAUUCACGGCCGUGAGGCCUCCCUUCGGGGAUUACCACCAGUUCGCCACACACUCCCACAAACUGACUUCUCAAGACGUUGAAGGUAUCUUGGUGAAAACUCCGACAUUGAAGCGUAAGACAGAGACAAUGAGUCCUGCACAUGCAUUGGGCGAUGAGAAUGAAGUUUCUGUAUAUGCUCUCAACAGCCCACUGCAAACACCAGUGUCAGGGAAAUUGGGAAAGGCACAGAAAAUAUCCAGGACGUCGAAGUCUAAUAGAUAUGUAUCUCAAACUGCUGCAAUCGUUGGAUCUCCUUCUGGUUACAAUACCACUUCAGUUGGCACAUGUCGGUAUGACAGCUCCCUAGGUCUAUUAACGAAGAAGUUCAUUAAUCUUAUCAAGCAAGCAGAUGAUGGCACUCUUGAUCUGAACAAGGCAGCUGAUACAUUAGAGGUCCAGAAAAGGCGUAUCUAUGACAUAACAAAUGUACUGGAAGGCGUUGGUCUAAUAGAAAAGAAUCUAAAGAACAUAAUUCAGUGGAAGGGCCUAGAUGUGUCAAGAACGGAAGCCCCUGAUGAGAGUGUUAUGAGCUUACAGACGGAAGUGGAGUGCCUGACUUUGGAGGAGCAUAGAAUAGAUGAACAGAUCCGAGUAAUGCAAGAUAGACUGAGGGACCUGAGCGAAGAUGAAAACAAUCAAAGAUGGCUUUUUGUUACUGAAGAGGAUAUCAAGAACUUGCCUUGUUUUCAGAACGAAACACUCAUAGCGAUUAAAGCACCACAUGGCACGACCUUAGAAGUUCCAGAUCCUGAUGAGGCCGUUGAAUAUCCACAGAGGAGAUACAGGAUAGUUUUGAGAAGCACCAUGGGUCCAAUCGAUGUUUACCUGGUCAGCCAAUUUGAGGAAAAUUUUGAGGAGAUGAAUGGUAUUGAAACACCACCCACCAUCCCUUCAACCAAUGAAAAUUUAACUGGAGCGUUAGCAAGCGAGAGAAGAGAACAUGAUGUUGGCAUGACAGACAGGUUAUCUCUGGAUGUGGGUACAUCGCAUGACUUUGUGUCUGGGAUCAUGAAAAUUGUUCCGGAUGUUGAUAAUGAAGCAGAUUACUGGCUAUUGUCGGACGCUGAUGUUAGCAUCUCUGACAUGUGGACUGAAUCUGGAAUUGACCUGGGCACAAUCAAUGAAGAUUGCACCGUGGAAACUGUUGUUACUACUACUCCCGCCUGCCUAAACUCUGACGGGUGAUGCUAUUACUGAGCCACAGGGCUACCUUAGAACUUCUCUGAUGUUCGGGGGUGUGAUGUUGUACAUUCUACUAGUGGAUGAGUUUGAGAAUAUAGAUGAAGAGUUUCAUUGUUGUAUAGUCUAUGUUAGCUGGACAUAUAUGUAAUAAUAAUAAUAUCAAUAAUAGAAUAUAGAUGUUAAGCACUUAUUAUCCAGAAUUUGGAAUAGUAUUUCUUCUUCUUUAGUCAUGUUUCUAUCAUCUACAUACUUGAUUAGGCAAGUAAUAGAUUGCCCUCUGUCAACUAUUAAUACAAGGGAAAUUGUACAAAUAUACCCAUGUAGUAUGUGACUAUGUGUGUGAGAACAAAUAUAUCUCUGUUUUAUUUUUGGAACAAAUAUACUCAAUGU
This is a messenger RNA of Cuscuta epithymum, 1830 nucleotides long. The record is from the annotation of a GenBank genome assembly. Lineage: Eukaryota; Viridiplantae; Streptophyta; Magnoliopsida; Solanales; Convolvulaceae.